Papilio xuthus (Asian swallowtail) is the source of this 742-nucleotide messenger RNA. It is a transcript of the gene Rbmx2, whose product is annotated as RNA binding motif protein X-linked 2. Lineage: Eukaryota; Metazoa; Arthropoda; Insecta; Lepidoptera; Papilionidae. Gene Ontology annotation, molecular function: RNA binding. Gene Ontology annotation, biological process: mRNA splicing, via spliceosome. The transcript has 4 exons. Gene Ontology annotation, cellular component: precatalytic spliceosome; catalytic step 2 spliceosome; U2 snRNP. The record is from RefSeq and is a predicted model, not a curated record. The coding region runs from base 212 to 727 and encodes 171 amino acids.
UUGUGACAUUGACAGAAAAAUGUCAAGCAGGUCAACAACAACAAUAAUUGUUAAUUGCCAAAUAUUGUGAUAUGGUUUGGUAUUUAGUUAUAUAUUUAUACUAGUCACGUUCGUACACUAAAACUCCGGUUUGAAGAAGUAUAAUAUGCAGGAUUUUAUGAAGUUUUGAUUCCAAAGAACUUAAAAAAAAAUAGGUUGAGUGUGCAUCACCAUGAAUCCCAUGACAAAUGUUAAGAAUGUGUUGAAAUUGAGUGAGAGGGAACUGACUGGUAACUCUAAGACAUCAUGGCAUGACCAGUACAAGGACAGCGCUUGGAUAUUUAUCGGUGGUAUGCCUUAUGAUUUAACAGAGGGUGAUGUCAUUUGUGUAUUUUCUCAGUACGGUGAAAUUGUUAAUAUCAAUUUAGUAAGGGAUAAGGCUACUGGUAGAUCAAGAGGAUUUGCUUUUCUUUGUUAUGAAGAUCAGCGGUCAACCAUAUUAGCUGUAGAUAAUCUCAAUGGAAUUAAGAUUCUUAAUAGAACAAUUCGUGUUGACCAUUGUGAGCAAUAUCGGGCUCCUAAUGCUGACAUGUCAAAAGUUGAUGAAUUGACAGCUGCAGUGAGGGCUGAAGGAUGUGCUCCAGUUGCACCUAAGUUAGAAGUGGAUACUAAAAUUGUUAAGCAGGUAAAACUUUAUAUCUGUAUAAUAUUUGUAGCAUAUUCAUGCCCAAUAUUCUCUGAUCUCUAAUGUGUUAUUGAGAAG